This is a messenger RNA of Hemibagrus wyckioides, 4710 nucleotides long. RefSeq names its product potassium channel tetramerization domain containing 2 (gene kctd2). NCBI's taxonomy places the organism in Eukaryota, Metazoa, Chordata, Actinopteri, Siluriformes, Bagridae. Bases 335 to 1135 code for a protein of 266 amino acids. Gene Ontology annotation, biological process: protein homooligomerization; proteasome-mediated ubiquitin-dependent protein catabolic process. The record is from RefSeq and is a predicted model, not a curated record. Gene Ontology annotation, molecular function: cullin family protein binding. The transcript is spliced from 6 exons. Gene Ontology annotation, cellular component: Cul3-RING ubiquitin ligase complex; cytoplasm.
AUGUCUUUUAGUUCCUCCAUAAUAUUAGGGAGCUUGCAGGAGUCGAUUGAAUAAACAAGGUGGAUCAAUGUCGUGUUUUGUGAAAUUUUGAACUAUGUCGUCGCAGGACGGUGUUUCUAAUACAUUACAACGUUUUGUUCACGGUUAUCAAUGCGCCUAGAGCUUAUAUGUGUAGCUUAACAACGGCUUACAGACCGUCACUUCAUUAGAGGAAAAAACAAUUGAGGUCUAGCUGGCUGGCUAGUUUAGCAGGAGAGCUGUUGUUUACAUAAUUCGGCAGUAAGGUGAGAUAGUUCUCCACGUGGAGGAGGAAUCAAACGGACAUUUGGAGAGCAUGGCAGAGCUACACAUUGAAGCGAACGCGGGCGGCCUCAUGGAGCAAAGCGAGCACCGGGAGACCCGCGGCUCAGUUAGCAUGCGCCUGCCGUCGCCCAGCUUCGUUCUUCCAUCUCGGAGCGGUUCUGCCAGCCCGGGCCUGUCUGCGUCCAGAGCCGUGUUCGGCUUCCCGAUGAAGAGCAGCCCUACAUCCCCAUCAGAGUCCACAGAGAAACCAGGAUCGCGGUGGGUCCGGCUGAAUGUCGGGGGCACCUAUUUCAUCACAACCAAACAAACCUUAUGCAGGGAUCCCAAAUCCUUCCUGUACCGACUCUGUCAGGAAGAUCCUGAUCUGGACUCCGAUAAGGAUGAGACAGGAGCUUAUUUGAUUGACAGAGACCCCACAUACUUUGGACCCAUCUUGAAUUAUCUGAGACACGGGAAGCUGAUCAUCAACAAGAACCUCGCAGAAGAGGGUGUUCUAGAGGAAGCUGAAUUCUACAACAUUGCGUCAUUGGUGAGGCUGGUAAAGGAGAGGAUACGAGACAAUGAGAACAGGACGUCUCAGGGUCCAGUGAAACAUGUGUAUCGUGUGCUUCAGUGCCAAGAAGAGGAACUCACUCAGAUGGUCUCCACAAUGUCUGAUGGGUGGAAGUUUGAGCAGCUUAUAAGCAUUGGCUCCUCUUACAACUACGGAAAUGAGGACCAAGCAGAGUUUCUGUGUGUGGUUUCCCGGGAACUCAACAAUUCCACUAACGGGAUUGUUAUCGAGCCAACUGAGAAGGCUAAGAUCCUUCAGGAGAGAGGUUCCCGGAUGUGAGGAGACCUUCUUAGCUGUGCUGACACAGAUCCCCGUACCCCACCCUCUCCCGUCCUCCCCUCUAGUCUCCCUUCUUUAACCAUACAGCUGACUCCAUCAGCUCACAUGGCUGCCCUUCCUCUCUAUCACCCUCCUCCCUUGUGCCUUUCCACAGUGGGGGUGUGUCCCCCCUCCCUGCAGUGCUGCAACAUCACCCAUCCUGCAUCAUCACUUGAGGUCACUGCUGUUAUCAAAAAGUACAACAAAAAAAAAUGCUACAAAGCUAGUUGAUGCGUGAUGAUGCGGGACUCACCAUGAUGACUAGGGAGGAGUCCAAGUAAGAUUUUCGAGGUCUGUCACUACAACAACUUAUGUAGUCAUCCACAAUGCCUCGGAACUUGAUCGUUAUUCGCCUUCAUAUCCUUGUCAUAAUCACCUAUAAACUACAUCAUUGCUGGCAUGCUAGUUACAAGGAAUGCCUGUGCCCUGGUCAGCUAGGCUGUGUUUUCAUCGUCAGAAUUUCCUCAGGACUUCCAGGGGUGCAAAAAACCGUAGACAAGACAGAAUUAUUUGCCCCCCCUACACCCUUCUCAUAGCAAGCACAUUGACUCACUGUGUAAAACUGAGGGAGUGGAUGAGUGAAAUAUCAGCAGCAACACUCACUCGUUAUCAUUUCAGUGUCUAGCACAGCCUAGCUUGGCCUUUGAACAUGCAGAGCCAUUUAUUUCAGUUUGUAAUGUACGUUAUAAUUUCUCUGUUUUCAUUUGACCCACCCGAGGUCCUUGACAGGUAUCGGAUGUUCCAGGCCAUACUGGAGGUGUUCAUUCACCCCUCCAAACAUGGACACAUCAAAAAGAAACAUGCAAUGUUGGGGACAUGUAAAGAUCAUGAACAUGGUUGUAGUACAAUAGAGGUUGUUGCGAAAGUUGUUUUGUGUUUCAUAAUAGUCGCAUUAGACUGAGGAAGUGCAUGAAACAGCUCAUGCUCCUACAAUGUCCAGUGCCUUGUCACUUGUUUGUAUGUAAAUUUUCGUGUUGUGUUCUCCCUCUGGCUGUUUGUGUUCGUGUGACUGGAAAACUGGACACUCCAUAGUCUUAUUUCACACCAUUAUUCAUGAAUCGCUUUUUCUUUACAUAAGUGCGUCACUUCUUUGUCUUUUCACAAAUGAGCUCCACGAGACUGUUGAUAGACAACGUGCCCAAAUGAUGUUUGGCACGGCAGAACUCUGUUCUGUAAUAUGAUUGUUCCUUUUUUUCUUUUUUUUUUUGACUUAGUAAGUUCCUCUCUAGCACUCCAUAGAACUCUAUCUCUAACUCUAUUUUGGCUGUUUAACUGUUUCUAUCUCAUAUUUAAAAAGAAAAACGCUAGAUAAGUUAUAGUGAAAUAGCAGUGAAUGUCAAGGGCUCUAUUUUACAUGGAUUGAGAUGCUUGCCCUCAUGUCAAAAAUCUAUCGUAUUACUUCAGGUAAACUGUCUUUCUUUCGUAUUUUGACAUCCGAGCCAGUAUUUGGUCCUGUUUUACACUGAAUUGCCCUCAUUGUUUAAUAUUUAGCCUCUUAAGACUAGCUUUCCAAAUCAAAUUCCACACCCUUAAAAGUUAUUUGCUAGGAACGAGUGUGCUUCACGAGCUUCUGACAGUAUUUUAAUAUAAGAUUGUUCAGUAUCACAUAGAAUGUAAAACUGCAUGUUUUGAUGUUUGUUAUUCAUGUCCAUUGUAAAGCAGCUGAUGGCUGUCACAGGCAGCAUGUCAAUGUGAAAUGUUUGGUCUUCAAGUGCACAUCUAAACGCACAAAUCAUAUUUUUUUUUUUUUUGUUCCCCGGCUUUAAAAUGUGAAGCAAAUGAAAAGGGGUUGCCAAAAACAUGCUCCAUAAACUUUCACUCUGAUUUUUACAAAGCAGAUUUUUGUCAGAGGCAGAAUUGUAAUGCAAUUUCAGUUAGUCCAGUAGAAAGGUAUAUGGACACUAAGAAUUCGGCUCGAUUUGCACUCCUAACUGAGUAAUCGGAGAUGAUGAAAUGCAUCUCUUGGAGUGCUGCUUUUGUUCAGCCACAAUUGUUUAUUAUUGAACUUUUCAUAUUGGUCUUCUGAGCUAUAGAUGUCCCCACUACAGGAAAGAUCUAUUACAGUGUGUUUGUUUAAUAAGUCCUAAUAAUGCAAAAUAAUAGGAGUGGGUGGGUUGGGGGUGGGGGUCUGUGUCUGUUUUUGAUCAUAUAUGAUCGUCCAGGCAAAAAUCAGCUAUACUACACACAGAUGUCCUUUGUACCACUAUCAGUGUCAAACAUUGUGCGCAGCAUUUCUUAAGAUUUUCCCUUCAUACAGGGCUCUUAAUGGUCCUUUGUUUCAGAUGCUGUAUGUAUUUAGUAUUUUCGGCUUUUCACAUCAUUGUGCCAGUGUAACUGGUCUUUUUACUCACAUCCACAUUUUGUUUGCACCCUUAAUCUUUUACAUGCACUUUAAUUAUGUCCGUGUCUUACACUUUUCUGUUAAACAGCAGACACGUGGAGAAAUGUCAUGCCGGUACACUUUACUUCAGUUACGUCACGUUUCUGUAAUUAAUGGGAAGAUAUUGUAAGAUUUAUGUAUCAUAGAGACAUUGGAGCAUAUAGGCCAACUGAAUUAUAGAUUUAUUUAACAUGUUCAUUUUCCUUUCCCAUUUCUUUUCUUUUCUUUUCUUUUUUUUUGUCAAAACGGCAAAAAGAUGUUUUCUGUAGAAGAAAAAAAAAAAACUUUGCCAAGGUUAUUUAGUGUUUUGUCAAUCUGUGGGGAGGGAUGGGGACUGUGUUUUUUGGUAUGUGAACUUGAAAGCAUGCAUUGUAUUAGAGUAUAUCAUAUUCUAUACUGGGACUUUGUCUAGCCUUGUGGUAGUAUAGGGGUAAAGUGGUGCAUGGACAGUUUUUCAGAGAGUCUGGAUGCCAUGUGCAAGGGAAAACUUUCAGACGGUCAGUCCGCAACUCCUGUUUAUUGUGUUUUCUUUUUGUUUUGUCCAAACUGGAUAAAAUGUCAAGCCCUAAAUGGACAUUUAAAAGGUUACCCUGUUGGUCAGGAUUGCAGACCUGUUGUAUUUGUUCACAUUAAAGUCUGCCACAAUAUUCUGCAUCACCUGCAUGCAUGGAUAAACAAUACAUACACACACACACGUGUGCAUGUGGGCACACGAUACCAGUAACGGCAUUUAAACUUGUAUUGCAAACCUGCUCCUUACACCAGAUGUUUUGAAUGUGUUAAGUUAUCGACUGUAUUGAUGUCAUGUGUGACCUUUUGUCUAAACAAAGUUUGUGGAGCUAAGUGUUCUGGAAAUGAAUAGUCUUGGUCAGAUUGUCUUUUAAUAUAUAAAUAUAUAUACAUAUAAAAAUGUUUUUUUUGUUUGUUUUUUAUGUCACCUGAUGCAGUUUCUUUCAAUGUACAGAUUGCAAUGAGGAAAAAAAAAGAGAGGAAAAUGUCCGAUUUUUAUCAUAAAAUGUAUUUGUGUUCAAAAUGUUGUUGUAGUUCUCAUUUUCUCACAGAACUUUGUUGCAAUUGUUUACCAGAAAACUGAGCAUGUAUGUACACCGUAUCUGAAUAAUAAAACAACAUGUUUUACAGAAGCAGAAAGGCAAAA